UUUUUGCAUCAAGAGAGUGACAGUUAAUUAGCUAUACUCAUGGCUUCUACUACUGUCUCUUCAACAUUUGAGCUCUUGUUUAUCUCUUCUCUUUUGCUUUUUUCUCAAUUCUUUGUCUCAGAAGCUCAAGGACUUCCUCCUGUAGUAAAAGGGCUUUCAUGGACAUUCUUUCAAUCUAGCUGUCCAAAAUUAGAAUCCAUUGUUAGGAAGAGACUCGAGAGAGUUUUUAAGGAUGAUGUUGGCCAAGCUGCUGGCUUGCUUCGCCUUCAUUUCCAUGAUUGCUUUGUCCAAGGAUGUGAUGGUUCAGUAUUGCUAGAUGGAUCAGCAGGAGGUCCUAGUGAGAAGACUGCAAUACCAAAUUUGACACUAAGAAAAGAGUCAUUCAAAAUCAUUGAUGAUCUUCGAGAAAGAGUGCAUAAGGAGUGUGGAAGAAUUGUAUCUUGUUCUGAUAUUACAGCCCUUGCUGCGAGGGAUGCAGUUUUCUUGACUGGUGGCCCAAACUAUGUUGUACCAUUGGGAAGAAGAGAUGGACAAAACUUUGCGACAGAACAAGCAACCUUAGACAACCUUGUUGCACCAACAGCCAACACUACAACCCUCCUCGCUCGCCUUGCAGCUAAGGACUUCGACCCCACCGAUGUCGUCGCCCUCUCCGGGGCCCACACCAUCGGAAUAAGCCACUGCACUUCCUUCACGGAGCGUCUAUACCCUAACCAAGACUCCACCAUGGACAAAACAUUUGCCAACAACCUUAAAACCAGUUGUCCAACUGCGAACUCCAACAACACUGUCAACAUGGAUAUCCUAAGCCCUAACGUUUUCGACAACAAGUACUACGUUGAUCUCAUCAAUAGGAAAGGGCUUUUCACAUCGGAUCAAGAUUUGUUCACGGAUAGAAGGACUAAGAACAUUGUCACAAGCUUUGGUGCGAAUCAGACACUUUUCUUUAACAAGUUUGUGAAUGCCAUGAUUAAGAUGGGACAGUUGAAUGUUUUGACUGGCGGACAAGGUGAAAUUAGGGCUAAGUGUUCUGUGAGGAACAAGGAUAAGUUGUUGGCUGCUGUUGUCGAAGGGUUGGAGAAAACCUUGGCUGCUGCACUUUAAGUUAAGUAACUUGUUUUUAGUCUUUUGUUAAUGUGUUUCUUGUACGUAAUAAUUAGAAGCCAAAUGUUUCCAUGAUCUGCCGAAUACGGGCAUGACAUGGCAUGGCGUUGCUGUUGUUUUUUUCUGUAAUUUUGUUUUUGUUUAAAUAUAUUGAAUAUGUUAUUCAAA
Molecule: messenger RNA, 1272 nt
Organism: Nicotiana tabacum (common tobacco)
Lineage: Eukaryota; Viridiplantae; Streptophyta; Magnoliopsida; Solanales; Solanaceae
Product: peroxidase 12-like
Biological process (GO): response to oxidative stress; hydrogen peroxide catabolic process
Molecular function (GO): heme binding; peroxidase activity
Source: RefSeq, a predicted model, not a curated record